Messenger RNA from Haliotis rufescens (red abalone), 1826 nucleotides. RefSeq names its product putative carbonic anhydrase 1. Bases 36 to 1049 code for a protein of 337 amino acids. The record is from RefSeq and is a predicted model, not a curated record. Gene Ontology annotation, molecular function: zinc ion binding; carbonate dehydratase activity. The transcript has 8 exons. NCBI's taxonomy places the organism in Eukaryota, Metazoa, Mollusca, Gastropoda, Lepetellida, Haliotidae.
UAGACCAACCUGCACCUCCUCCAAACACAGCAGUCAUGGGUAUGAUGGACAUUGCCUGCGUUGUUUUCGCUGUCUCUGUCGCCAUCCCAGGCGCGUUGUGUGGUGUGCCUCACGCGCAGCCCAGUGAUGAUGGGAAUGUUUGCAUCCAGAAGCAGGAGGACGAGUUCUGUUUCUCAUAUGACCGCAACAACGAGGAGUUUGGGCCUUUCUCCUGGUUUAAAGUGCGGGAUACACGGAAGUGUUUUCAUGGCGUCAACCAGUCUCCGAUCUACGUGGACACUGACAAGGUGCGACGCUCCUGUGGCCGGACCAAACUGAGAUAUUGCCCCGUGGGUCAGGUCACUGGAUUAUUUGAGAACGAUGGGUACCACCCUAAGCUGGCUGGAGGUGAUAUCGGCAAGGCGAAGCUCAACGGUGUGCCCGGAUUCGAGAAUGUGGACUUCGAGCUGAACUCCAUCCAUGUCCACAUCGGGAAGGAAGGGAAACGCAGAGGUACCGAGCACGUCAUUGGGAGAAAAAGCUACGACGCAGAGAUGCACAUUGUCCAUGUACGUGAAGGCUCACAAGGAAGCGGCGAGAAGGCGGGACUCGCCGUCAUCGCCAUCUUCCUCUCGACCACGGAAGGCGAACAUAACUGUGAGGUGGACGCUAUGCUGAACAAAGUGCAUCGCAUACAGGAGUAUACGGGAGGCCCAUUGUGUGAAGGAGAGCCGGAUUCUGGCUGCGCACAUCAUGCUUCAGGGGACUGGGAAUGUGGUGGCAUUCGUCAUGCCAUCAGGCCGGAACUUCUUCUGUCAUCGCAAGUAACGAGCUGUGGCUACUACUACUACUACGGAUCUCUGACCACGCCCACUCUUUCCGAAAGCGUGUUAUGGCAGCUGAUAAAGAAACCUAUCAGGAUCUCACGAGCUCAGCUGAAGGCCAUCAAGAACACACAUACUCAUUUCCCUGGGGUCCUUAUGAAGGAAUUUGGCAACCUGCGACCUCUUCAGAACCUCAAUGGCCGUACCAUAUACGCAAAUAUAUGUGGUGAUGAAAUUGAUGACUGAUGACGCGGAUUGAUAAAGUGAUCGGUGAGAUGCCAAUGCCUAAUUUCAGGAUAGUCUAUGGGACGUUUUGUUUUUUCUUACUGAUGUGACGUUCUAUAGCCACAUGAAUCUUGUGCAUUGGCAAUGUUCUUGCUCACGAUGCCAAUCACUGGAUUGUCUGGUCAUGAUUCGAUUAUUUACAGACCGCCGUCAAAAGGUUGGAAUAUUGCAGAGUUCGGCGUUAAACAAGAAACAAAAAACCCACAAAAACAACCAAACAAACAAACGUUGGCAAUGUGAACAUGAACGCUUUGGUCACCCAAGUCACUAGACAAUAAACUCUGAGCUUGCAAUGUCUCUUGUUUUGCUUUAAACCACCUAUCAAAGAAGCAAAUUAAUCAUCAUGUACACACGGCAUAGUUACAAUAAAAUGCUAUGGCCAGAAUAUGUUUCUUAGAUCAGGGAGAUUAUACAAAGACUUAUAUGCUUAGAUUAACCAACCAGUCAAAUGACAAAACAAACUAAUUUUACAGAACAGCCACAUGCAUUAAUUGUGUAUGCAAAGAACCUAGGUCCCAGUUACAUGGCGGACGAACCAAUUUAAUAGAACAGCAACAUGCAUGCGUAUUGUGUGUGCAGAGAACCUAGGACCAAGUUUAAUGAUACAAUUCUAAUGUAGCAAACAGCAACAUGCGUGUAUAUUGUGGAUGGAAAGAACCUAUAUCCCAGUUUCAUGACAAAGUACUUAUUUAACAAAACAGAAACAUGCAUGUAUAUUGUGAAUGCAAAGAACCUAUA